GAGAAACAUUGAUCAGCUGUUUAUAGUUUUGUAAUCAUAGAAAAAAACAGAAUUGGAAUUUUUGUUAAAUUUCAAGAAAAAUAGUAUAAUUCUCAAAUAAAAUAUGGCUUUAGCUCAAAGAAUCCUUAAAGAAAUCGUAGGCAAAACUGUUAAGCUGCCGGUUACAGCACGUUUUUCAAGUUUCUUGUCUUCCGAUAAAGUACAUGCCUUGGAAGAAUAUCCCGAAGUAGAAGUUUUAAAAAAUCCUCCAGAAUGGAAAUACGUAGAGCGUUUGUUGCCCAAGAAAGUAGUACCAAAAAUUGAACCUAAAGCCGAAUAUCCCUCGGGCUGGAAACCACCAUCUGUGGGCUUACACAAUGUAGACAAAUUGAAAUAUUUUGUAGCGCGUUCCCGAAACCACAUGAUGCCUGUUUACUUAGAGAGCACCUUCCGUGGUCAACGUAGAGUAACUGUGGUGAAACAUGUUCAUGGAAAUAUCUGGGAAUUGGAAAAGGAACUGCGCCAGUUGGUGGAAAAAGCCCGCAACGGAAAACUAUGUGCCACAAGAGUAAACGAAAUGAGCGGUCAAGUGCGUGUGCAUGGUGAUUACGUAGACAUUGUUAGAGAAUAUUUGAAAUCCAAGGGUUAUUAGGCAAUAAAGUGAUCAUAAGUUCUUGUUAUAUUUCUGUUUUCAUCGAAAACAUA
Molecule: messenger RNA, 684 nt
Organism: Calliphora vicina (urban bluebottle blowfly)
Lineage: Eukaryota; Metazoa; Arthropoda; Insecta; Diptera; Calliphoridae
Gene: mRpL49
Product: mitochondrial ribosomal protein L49
Exons: 2
Coding region: 104-631 (175 amino acids)
Biological process (GO): translation; translational initiation
Cellular component (GO): ribosome; mitochondrial large ribosomal subunit
Molecular function (GO): translation initiation factor activity; structural constituent of ribosome
Source: RefSeq, a predicted model, not a curated record